Molecule: messenger RNA, 2370 nt
Organism: Salvia splendens (bonfire salvia)
Lineage: Eukaryota; Viridiplantae; Streptophyta; Magnoliopsida; Lamiales; Lamiaceae
Exons: 6
Coding region: 103-2079 (658 amino acids)
Molecular function (GO): chromatin binding
Source: RefSeq, a predicted model, not a curated record
UUAAAAAAAAAUAUCGAAAAUUCGGAAACCAAUUCAUCCUCCUCUCGAUUCCCAUCCUCUCCCCUAAAACUUUAUCCAAUAAUUCCGAGAUUAAUUCGAUUGAUGGGUGCAAGGGCGACGGGCAAUUCAACGGCGACGUAUGCUGCUUGGGAGGAGGUGGCGGUGUCGACGGAGAAGGGGCGGCGGGAGGUGCACUAUUACCUCAGACGCUGCGGCGGCGGCGGAAGAGAUCUGGUGGUUGUGGGGAAGGAGAAGACCGCUAGGCAUAUGUCGUAUCGUUACAGGAUUGGAGAUGGCAAAUUGUUGCCCUCGAUUUUGAGCUGCGCUUCGAGGGUGAAGCUGAGGUCGAGAAGAGAGGUUGUUGACUGGCUGGAAUCGAUAAUUUCAGGUAAGCAUCUUAAUGGAUCUAGACAAUUUGGAGGUGGGAUGGAUAGGAAAUUAGAUGAUGACGUAAUUGAGGAUGUCAUGAAACAGAAGUUGGGUCCGUGUGAGACUAAAUCUACAUGGGUAGGUUCUUCCUGGACCUGCCGGAAAAGUCGCACACAUUACCAGUCAUUCUGUCGCAAUGGAGCUGUGAUAUCUGCUCAAGAAUUUGUGUAUGUAUUGGCUGAAGAAGGCAAAAGACUUGUUGCUUACUUAGAUGAUAUGUAUGAAGAUACCAGAGGCAACAAGAUGGUUGUGGUACGAUGGUUUCACAAAAUUGAUGAGGUUGGUUUUAUUUUACCUCAUGAUUAUAAUGACAGAGAGAUUUUCUUUUCUCUGUGUCUUCAAGAUCUCAGCAUAGAAUGCAUUGAUGGACUAGCAACUAUUCUCAGUCCGGAGCAUUAUGAGAAAUACAUAAGUGAAGCAGCAAAUACAACGUUGAUGCCUUUUGUGUGCUGUAAACUCUUUGAUAACGAUGAUGUCAAGCCUUUUGACAUUACCCGAGUUAAAGGUUAUUGGAAGCAGGAAAUAUUCAGGAAGUCAAACAAAACUGUAGGCGAGUCUGUUGGAUUAAGGCCCAACAAGAGGAUUCACUGGUCUAAAGAGAGUGAGCUAUAUUCGAAGUCCCCUGACAAUGGAGAGUCUGCUGUGACCAGUUCGCAAGUCAGCAGUGACGCUCAUCUAGACUGUAAAGGAAGGUUGAAGAAAGGUAGUAGGAAGGAACAUGGCUCCUCUGUAUCUUUACCUCGUCGAGAUAAUGCUGCAACAUGCAAGUCUGAGCAAUAUUUGGCUGUUGGCUCCCAAAUUGAGGUGCUCUCUCAAGAUAGUGGCCUCAGGGGUUGCUGGUUCAGGGCUUUGAUCAUCAAGAAACACAAAGAUAAGGUCAAAGUGCAGUACAAGGAUCUCAAGGAUGCAGUUGACGAUUCAAAAAAUCUGGAGGAAUGGAUAUUGGCCUCUCGACUAGCUAGACAAGAUACAUCUAGUAUUCGUUUGUCUGGAAGGACCACUGUCAGACCAAGCCUGUCAUCGGAAAAGGAAAACGUAUCUUGUACAGCAACUGUCGGCACUGUUGUUGAUGCUUGGAUGCAUGAUGGAUGGUGGGAAGGGAUUGUUGUGAAGAAAGAAUCUGAUGAUCGGUUUAAUGUGUACUUUCCAGAUGAAAAGCAAGAACAUACUUUCAGUGCUGGUGAUUUGAGGUAUUCGAAGGAAUGGUUCGACAAUGGGUGGCAGAAUAUCAAGCCAAAGCCUGAUAUUGUCUCAAAACUCAGUGGCAGUGAGAAAAUAUCUGAAACCAAGAAAUAUGAGCCACCUUCCUCGGUUAAAAUAAAACUUGCUGUAUCCUUGGACAAUGAUGCUUUGAAUCAAAAGAUGAUCAAGACACCAGCCCGAGACGAAAAAAUGGUAGUUGAGCCACCAGCGGUCAGAGACCUGACAAAAGAUUAUCUGCUUGCUAAGUUGCGAUGGCGAUCAUCAGGGAAAAGAAGUCGCGGUUGGAGCCCUGUCAAGUCCUGCUCUGAGGCAGGGCUGUCUACAUUCAAGGGCGUCUUUGUUAACUCAUCCGUGAAGUUAGAUCCGGACCACUGCAAAUCUUUGAGAGAUUCUCGCUUCAGUUCGUCAGUAGUGUCACCUAUGUCAAACCUGGUUAUGUCAAGGUGAUGCUGCUCCUCAUAGGUUGUGGUGUACAUUUGUAGCUGGUGUUGUAGUUUGUUUAGAGAGAUGGCUAACAAAUUGCGAUGGGUGACGAGCUCGCCCCUUGUAUAAAUUAGGUGGCCUGGGUGUGCCAUGUUGGUCCCAGGCAGUUUUGAUAUAGCAAGAAAGGUGUAGCUGAUCAGUGAUAGGAAGUAGGAUCUUGAUUUCUACUGGAAAUCCUUUUGUAGACUGUAAUUAUUCUUUUCAAAUCUAGGUUUGUUCACUUUAGCUUCUAAUGAAUCAUUAGCUAUUCUUUUU